GCCCCCCUCCCCAACGGAAAAAAAGGAUCCACCGAAAAUAGGAAAAAAUCAACGAAAAAGAGGGGGUUAAAAAAAACAACAAGCCACCGAGCCCCCCCGUCGCCAGCCCCGGCUCGGCUGUGGGGCGGCUGAGCGCGGCCGGAGCCCGACGGCGCGGGCGCACGGUGGAGCCCCCCCGGGAGCCGCGCUCCGGCCCCGCCGCCCCCCGCCCGCCGCCCCCCGCCACCGCCACCAUGAACAAGCUUUACAUCGGGAACCUAAACGAGAACGUGACUCCGGCCGACUUGGAGAAAGUCUUCACCGAGCACCAGAUCUCCGUGAGCGGCCCCUUCCUGGUCAAGUCGGGCUAUGCCUUUGUGGACUGCCCCGACGAGCAGUGGGCCAUGAAAGCCAUCGAAACUUUUUCGGGCAAAGUGGAGCUUCAUGGAAAACAGCUAGAGAUUGAACAUUCAGUACCUAAAAAGCAAAGGAGCCGGAAAAUUCAAAUCCGAAACAUCCCGCCCCAGCUGCGAUGGGAGGUUCUGGAUGGUUUGCUAGCCCAGUAUGGCACCGUGGAGAACUGUGAGCAAGUGAACACGGACAGCGAGACGGCCGUUGUCAACGUCACCUAUGCCAACCGGGAGCAGACCAGGCAAGCCAUCAUGAAGCUGAACGGGCACCAGCUGGAGAACCACGCGCUGAAGGUCUCCUACAUACCCGACGAGCAGUCGGCGCAGGGGCCGGAGAACGGGCGGCGGGGCGGGUUCGGGGCGCGGGGCGCUCCCCGACAAGGCUCCCCUGUCACCGCGGGAGCUCCGGCCAAGCAGCAGCCCGUGGACAUCCCCCUCCGCCUCCUGGUGCCCACCCAGUACGUGGGGGCCAUCAUCGGCAAGGAAGGGGCCACCAUCAGGAACAUCACCAAGCAGACACAGUCCAAGAUUGAUGUGCACCGGAAAGAAAACGCGGGAGCUGCCGAAAAAGCCAUCAGCAUCCACUCCACCCCCGAGGGCUGCUCCGCCGCCUGCAAGAUGAUUCUGGAGAUCAUGCAGAAGGAGGCGAAGGACACCAAGACAGCUGAUGAAGUGCCUCUGAAAAUCUUGGCCCAUAACAACUUUGUGGGGCGCCUGAUUGGCAAAGAAGGGCGGAACUUGAAGAAAGUGGAGCAGGACACGGAGACAAAAAUCACCAUCUCAUCCCUGCAGGACCUGACCCUGUACAACCCCGAGCGGACCAUCACGGUGAAGGGCUCCAUCGAGAACUGCUGCCGCGCCGAGCAGGAGAUCAUGAAGAAAGUGCGGGAAGCCUAUGAGAACGACGUGGCCGCCAUGAGCCUGCAGUCUCACCUCAUCCCUGGCCUGAAUCUGGCGGCGGUCGGGCUCUUCCCGGCCUCGUCCAGCGCGGUUCCUCCGCCACCGAGCAGCGUCUCCGGCGCCGCACCGUACAGCUCCUUCAUGCCGCCGGAGCAGGAGACCGUGCACGUCUUCAUCCCCGCGCAGGCGGUUGGCGCCAUCAUCGGCAAGAAGGGGCAGCACAUCAAGCAGCUCUCCCGUUUCGCAAGUGCCUCCAUCAAGAUUGCCCCCCCGGAGACGCCGGACUCCAAAGUGCGCAUGGUCGUCAUCACCGGCCCCCCCGAAGCUCAGUUCAAGGCGCAGGGCCGGAUUUACGGGAAGCUGAAGGAGGAGAACUUCUUUGGGCCGAAGGAAGAAGUGAAGCUGGAGACACACAUCCGUGUCCCCGCCUCGGCCGCCGGCCGCGUCAUCGGCAAAGGCGGCAAAACCGUGAACGAGCUGCAAAACCUGACGGCGGCCGAGGUGGUGGUGCCACGGGACCAGACCCCUGACGAGAACGAGCAGGUCAUCGUCAAGAUCAUCGGGCACUUCUAUGCCAGCCAGAUGGCUCAGCGCAAGAUCCGCGACAUCCUGGCACAGGUGAAGCAGCAGCACCAGAAGGGACAGAGCCAGACGCAAGCGCGGAGGAAAUGAGAGCGGCUCCCGGGAGCGCCGAGCAGCCAAGGCCGGGCUUAAGAGUGGAUGGGAAUCAGUUACCGUAGACAGAUGAUACUUUUUUCAUUAACCGAGAUUAAAAGGCAGUUUGAUUGGCUUCCCAGGUAGAUGCUAGGGUAAAAAACUUAAAGAAAUUGGGUCCUUUUUUAGCUCCACGUGCCAGGGCAGCUACUGAAAUGGAGUGAGAGGUGCCGCUCGGGGCCCCUCUCAGGCACAGAAUUUGCCCCGAAUUUCAGUUGCCUUUGGGGUCCCAUCGCAGCCCCAACCUCUCCGCAGCUGCUGGACGUUCUCACAGCCAUGUGCGGCCUUUGGAGCUUCUCGUUUUGAUUUGUUUUUUUACCUAUUUUAUUUGUUUUUUUCCCCAAGACAAAUUCCAGUGGAUUCUUACCAACCCCUGUUGAUAACAAGAUCCAGUGCAGGGGGGAAAAAUAGAUAAAACCCCAGGACAACACCUCUGUUUUCCAGGAUGUUUUUUUUCUCUUUUGGGUUGUUUGAAUGUUUCUUUUCAUUUUAGGUCAAAGAAAUACUUUUUUUUUAACGUUAAGCCUAUGAAAUGAUGUCGGAAACAGGACAGGUGACUCUUUCUCAGUGAUUUCUGCUGUGGAGGAGACGACCCAUCCUAGAGACGAGGUGAAGUGUCCGGGGCAGGGACGAGCUGCUGCUUUUCCCUCCUCCCAACAGCAAUAAACCAGCACCAAAAGCACCCAACAGAGAAGCAAAGAACCCCCUGCUUGGUAGGAAAUACUGAAUUAAUCUGGUUAAUAAUUGGAUUAUGGUAACUCCGUGCAUGCAGAAGUGCCACAGAGCCUCCAAGGGCUCAGCCAUGGGGAAUUACAGGUUGUUUUUCAGAAGACACCCAGGGAGUAUUUUUAUUAACUCCCCUGGGGCAAUUUGUGUCUUAUUUCCCCUCUCCAAAUCUCUUCUAGGUGGGGGAAAAAUUGUCUUGAAACUGGGCACAUUUUUGCUAGUUUAUAAACACUUUUUAAAAGGCAACCAAGCACCACUCUCCUUUCUGCGGUAAGAACAACUGUUCUCAUGAGCCGAUACCAAAUAUAUACGUCAGCCGAAUGUAAUACGGUCACUGAUUCCCGUCACUCUUACGUGGAUUUUAUAUUUUAGAUAUAUUUUAAUGGUUUGUUUUUAAUAUUGAGGAUUUGGCAGGGACAGUAACUGCUGCCACCGCCUCUCCCGGGCAGGCGAAGGGCUCGUCUCCCCGCGCUUUUCUGCUGCAAAUCCAGCCCAAAUACGGAUUUACACUGAUUUUCCUGCAAAUCGGGACGGGAGGGUGGCAAAGCCAAACUGGGAUUCAUUUAGGAGGAGAGGGACGGUGCUGGAUCCCGCACGGGAGCCGCUUUGGGGCUGAAAGGAGGGGAUUUGGAACAAGCCUCGCACUGAUUUAACCCUUAUUUUCCCAAACGGGGACCAGCCCCCCCCAUCCCGGCUCGAGCGGCGUUUUCCCGGAGCCAAACCCGGCUGGAAAACGCGGCUCCGGGGUCGGUGCCGAGGGACCGCGGCCGCAGUUACUGUCCCCAAACCGCCGCGACGCCGGGGAGAUGGGGGGGCGGGGAUUGCUGUGUGUGAGCAACGAGAGGAGAAAAACAGGCAAAAAAGCAAAAAAAAGAAGAGAAAAGGAAAAAAAAAAAGCUACCUCAAGGUAUGAAGUUACCUCAGCAAUUGAUUUUUUUUAUUUUGUUUUUUUUUGUUUUGUUUUUUUUUUUUUUCGGGGGGCUUGCUGAUAUUUUAUAUAAAAGCUGAUAGUCUUGAAUAUUUUAUUUUUUUAAUGAAAAGAGAAGUUAAGUUUCAUAAUUUCUUAUGAGCCAGGAGUUAUGUGCAGGUAACCAGGUGUUAUGAGCUCUCUAUGGAGAACGACAGGGAUUUCAGCCAUAGUGGAAAAGGUGGCGGCGGCGGCUGCUUUUUGGGGCCUUUUCACGCCAGUUCAUGAGUUUCACCAGCACACAAGAGCUGUUGGGUGGCGCGACUCUUCGAGCCCUUGGACAUAUUGGAGCCCACCAACUUUUGCAAUUGGUAGAACCCAACUUCUUUCUUUUUUAAAUGAAAUUUGAAACCAAAACAAACCGACCCAAACGUGCCACUGGCUGAAAGGCUUUUUCUCUCCAACUCCAUUGAGUAAUCAGAUUUCGAAAGAGCUUUGAGAUCAGGAACGUUCCGCUCCGGGACUACGGGGACUAUGCAAAGUGGGGGACGCGGGGUUUGCUGGGAUUUAAACCGCACCAGCUCAGGCCGUUUAUUUGCUAACACUUGGAAGCCAUAUAUAUAUAUGUACAUAUAUGUAUAUAUAUAUUUAUAUAUAUAUAUCUCCGAACCCAGAUGGAUCGGCCUCCCGUGUUGCCGCGGGGGCAGCGUCAAACCAUCUUCUCCACUAUGAUGCUGUGACGUGUUUUACAGAGAUUUGCCUCCGUUUUACCGAGGAUAAGCGAUUAAAAACAAGAAAAGGAAAAAAAAAAAGUGAGAAAGAGAGAGAGAAAAAGGAACGGGAACCAAGUUUUGUUUCCUGCAGCCGCAUAAGGAGGCACAGGGAGGGCGAGCCCAGCCCAGCACUGCCCCUCUCUCCUGCUCCAAAGCAUUCACAGGCUUGGUUUGACUUGUUUCUAAGUCCCAUCUGGCUAUUUUCCACUAUACCCACAGGAAAAAGACCCUAUUUUUGAGCAUUAUUUAUAAAGAUGCGAAAUCCAGCGGUGGUGCAGUGAUUGUCGGGGUGGGGGGGCGCUACCAUUCCACCCCCUGCAUUGCACCCGUUGCCACCGGGACAGAAACAUUGACCCUUUUAUCCCAGCAAAGUGGGGUCAAAGGAGCAAAAUUGGGCUUGGCAGCUCCUGCCCCUCGCUGGGCUUUUCCUCUUCUAAUUUUUUAAUCAAGGAAGAGCGGCAAUUAACCUUGGGGAAAAAAAAACAACAGUUAAUUACUUGAAAUCUCUGUCUCCUUUUUUUUUUCCUCAGCCUUGCACAGAACUGUAUUCAGACAUCGGUGAUUAUAAUUGUCCUUUCCAACAGCAAGCGUUUUUUGAUAACUGGUUCAAACUGUAUCAUUGAGGGAUAAAAAAAAAACACCAUGAAAACCACCCCAAUCCCACCCGAGCGCCCCCCCGUCCUGUCCAUCUGCUUGUUGCGGUGAGAUUUGACCUAAAAUCCGGUGAUUCAGGGAAACCUUUGGUGCUUCCCCCCCCCCACGCUGGUCCUGCUGCCCCAAGGUAGAAGCGGUCGGUGCUUUUUUGGGGGGGAAUCUCUUUUUCCCAAGGGAAAUUAUUUAUAUAAAGUGAUUUGCAGUAAGGAACCCGCCUCCGAGCAUCUCCCGUCUUUCUCUGGUGCUGAGCUGGGAAGAGGGACACUGGGAUGGACUGGGAUGAACUGGGAUGUGGGUGGGUGAGGUGGGGGCAGCAGAUGCAGGUGAGUUCUGGAUCAGGCCUUGGGGGGAAAAGCAGAAAAACCCCUCUAAAAACCCCAAAAUGAGCAGGAGGGACGCCCGGCCCCGCCGCUGCUCUUUGCACCCCAAUAAACAGUGAUUUGGGGGAACCCCCACCUUGAAUUUAUCCCAGUGGAAAGAAUUCUGGGUUGAUUUUUUUCAGUUUAAUUUCAUUUUCCCCCCCCAAAUCAAGGAGCAGCCCCAGGGGGGCUGGAAACAUCCAUGGGGAGGGGGGUUGACGUGGGGCAGGGGAACAAUGGGGCUCUGCUGGGGGGUUGUGGGCAGCCAAAGCACUUCUGUGCCUCAGUUUCCCCCCCCGGGUGCCCCUUGGGGCCGUGUCCCCUGCAAAGCGUCACCGGGAUGAGCAGCUGCCAUGCGGGGGGGCUGGGAUUUGGGGGUUCACCUCGUUUGAACGCUCUCGGUGUCUCCUCUUGCCGUUCAGCUGGAGAAAGAGGGAAAAACCCCCCAGAUGGCGGGUGCUGCUUGUGACCCCCCAGCCCUUCCGUGGAGUCCAUCUAGAGGAAAUAUUGCCAAGAACCUGCCUCUGAGCGACAUUCUAUGACAUUCUAUGUUUCCUGGGCAUUAGGUUUGGGGUUUGUUUUUAUUUUUUUAAGCACAUUAAAAGAAAAAAGCAGUAAAAGUCAGAUAGUGAAUCGAUGCUGGGAAAAAAGAUCUUUUUAAUGCUUAGCUCCAACUAUUUUGAGUGCUUUCUAGACUUAAAAUAAACUCAGAAAUGCAGACUUGCUUGUAGGCAGACAUUUUUCUUUUUAUCGAUGUAGACCUUCCCUCCCUGCCCCUUGGUGCUCCACACAACAUGGGCUUGUGAUAUUUUUGGAACUUUCUUGUUUUCAGAGAAUUUAGUAACCAAGGUGUUUGUUGUGGUUGUUUUUUUGUUUGUUUGUUUGUUUUUGGUGUUUUUUUCCCAUUUUCCAUUUAUUUUUCUAUUGUAUCUUCUCGUUUUGCGUGGGUGAAGCCAGUGUAACCCCAUGAUCCAUGUGCUCACCUGAGCGGCACAGACACCAGACCAGGCGCCGGCUCCAGCGCCUGCUCGGGCUGGGGUUGCAGGAUUAAUUUGGGAUUGAUUAAUUUGGGAUGCCUGACGGUAGCUCCGCAUCCGCAGUGCAUGGGGAGGAGAGAGAUGUGUCCCCAUUCGGUCAAAUCAGCCUUUUUUAAACUAAUUUGUGAUUGUGGAUGAGAUCCAGAGCGGAGCAAAAACAGCCAGAGGCUCUUAAAUCAUGAUUAUUUUUAUUUUGGAGGCCGUGCAGGUGCUGUGAGCAGGGAACGUGCAUGUGCAAACUACCUCAGAGCUGGCGGGAAGCCUGGGGCUGGACGGGGGAUGCUCUGCUGGACCACAGCGGGAUGCUGUGCCUGUGGGAUGCUGUGUCUGUGGGAUGCUCUGCUGGACCACAGUGGGAUGCUGUCCUGGACCGUGGUGGGAUGCUGUGUCUGUGGGAUGCUGUGCCCCUGGGAUGCUCUGCUGGAUCACAGUGGGAUGCUGUGCCCAUGGGAUGCUGUGCUGGACCGUGGUGGGAUGCUGUGUCCAUGGGAUGCUGUGCCCAUGGGAUGCUGUGCUGGACCGCGGUGGGAUGCUGUGUCUGAGGGAUGCUGUGUUAGACCACAGCAGGAUGCUGUGCCCAUGUGAUGCUCUGCUGGACCACAGUGGGAUGCUCUGCUGGACCGCAGUGGGAUGCUGUGCCCAUGGGAUGCUGUGCCCAUGGGAUGGAGUGCUGAACCGCGGUGGGAUGCUCUGCCCGUGGGAUGCUGUGCCCAUGGGAUGCAGUGCUGAACUGCGGUGGGGUGCUGUGCCCAUGGGGUGCUGUGCCCAUGGGGUGCUGUGCCCAUGGGGUGCUGUGCUGGACCGUGGUGGGAUGCUGUGCCUAUGGGGUGCUCUACUGGACCACAGUGGGAUGCUGUGUCCAUGGGAUGCUGUGCUGGACCGUGGUGGGAUGCUGUGCCCAUGGGAUGCUGUGCCCAUGGGAUGCUGUGCUGGACCGCAGUGGGAUGCUGUGUCCAUGGGGUGCUGUGCCCAUGGGAUGCUGUGCUGGACCGCGGUGGGAUGCUGUGCCUAUGGGGUGCUCUGCUGGACCACAGUGGGAUGCUGUGUCCAUGGGAUGCUGUGCUGGACUGUGGUGGGAUGCUGUGCCCAUGGGAUGCAGUGCCCAUGGGAUGCUGUGCUGGACCGCAGUAGGAUGCUGUGCCCAUGGCAUGCUGUGGUGGACUGCGGUGGGAUGCUGUGCCCGUGGGAUGCUGUGCCCGUGGGAUGCUGUGCUGGACCGCAGUGGGAUGCUGUGCCCAUGGGGUGCUGUGCCCAUGGGAUGCUGUGCUGGACCGCGGUGGGAUGCUGUGCCUAUGGGGUGCUCUGCUGGACCACAGUGGGAUGCUGUGUCCAUGGGAUGCUGUGCUGGACUGUGGUGGGAUGCUGUGCCCAUGGGAUGCUGUGCCCAUGGGAUGCUGUGCUGGACCGCAGUAGGAUGCUGUGCCCAUGGCGUGCUGUGCCCGUGGGAUGCUGUGCUGGACCGCGGUGGGAUGCUGUGCCCGUGGGAUGCUGUGCUGGACCGCGGUGGGAUGCUGUGCCCAUGGGGUGCUGUGCCCAUGGGAUGCUGUGCUGGACCGCGGUGGGAUGCUGUGCCCGUGGGAUGCUGUGCUGGACCACGGUGGAGCGGUGGGUUAUGAACUGUGGAAAGCAUUUGGGUGCUGCAGAUCAGCACAAGCCAACAGCAAAGGUUUUAUUUUUGCCUAAAAAACAAAAGGAAUCUCUGGGAGGUGGAUGUGUGCCAGAGCGUGUGCCAGAGCUGAGGCUCUUUGUUCUGGCCUGGUUUGGGAACAGGCUCUGCAAAGUGACACCAGGUCCAGCAGCGGGGACAGGGGACAAGGAUCGUGUGGGGCUCACCAGGCACUCCCGUCAUCUUGGGAAACCGGUGGGAUUGCCUGGAAUCGGGGCAGAAGGUGCUCUUUCCAACGGCUGUCAUUGAUGCGAGCGUUCGUUACCCAGCAGUUAAUUGCAUCGGUUCAUUCCAAAUGCAUCCGGAUUCACCUUGGGAUCAAAUUCCUCAACUUCAGGAGGAAAUCCGGCCCCAAACCGUGACCCCCGCAUCACUGCCACCUCCAUCGGCUCCUGCACUGACGGAACCCGCAGGUUUUUUGGUGGCGAAACCCGGAAUUUUCCUGAGCGCCCGGGGGUCCCGCGGCACCUCAGACCUGAUCUGUAACCAAUUCCGGUUUGUUUAUCUACCUCUUAGCGCCAGUAGAUAAAACCCAGAUAGGGGCAGCUCCACAGGCUGUAGUUUAGGGGGAAAAUAAUAAAUUACUCUCUUUUUCCAAAGAAAAAUGUUCUUUAAAAAUAGAACUUAUGGGCUUUCUUUUCACUUUAAAGCGGUCAUUAGUUGUGAAAGCUCCAGACCUCAGCAGUCUGAAAUGUUUGGUUGUGACUAAUGUUUUGGUGUGUUUUCUUUUUGUUUUCUUUAUGCGCAGUCUUCCAUUUCUUUAUAUUAUUUUUUCCUUUGGAACAUGGGUGUUCACUUCUCCCAUCAGCAGUUCACCCCCAUCCUCCUCGCUCCCCCGGCCCCUCAGGGCUGAACCCCAUUUUUUUGCUGGGGAAAAUGCAAUCAGUGUUUUUCAUUUUGUUCUUGUUUUCCCCAGAAACCUUUUUGGGGGCAGGACAGCGGCAGAACGAGGGGGGGUGACAGAGCCAAAUUUGGGGGCCGCAUCACCCCACACCCCAACCCCAGGAGCACCCAGCACCUCCCCACCCAUGGGAGACCCCCCCAGACAAGUUCGGGCUAUUCAGAAAACAAAGAUAUAAAAAUCAUACUUUCCUGUAAUGAUGUUGUUUUUCCUCUUUUCAGCUCAUUUGUUUCUUUUCCACCUUUCCCCCCCUCCUCUCUUGCCUCUUUAAUCCGUGUUCUCCCUGGCUGUGGAUGGGGGGGUGGAGUUUGGAUGGAUGGGGGCUCCACUUUUCUUCCAGACAGGUUGAUUCUUAUUUUUUUGGCCACAAGCCGCUUUUCUCCACUGUUUCAUUUUUUUUUUAAAUAAAGAGGGAAAAAAAUAA
Molecule: messenger RNA, 9450 nt
Organism: Columba livia (rock pigeon)
Lineage: Eukaryota; Metazoa; Chordata; Aves; Columbiformes; Columbidae
Gene: IGF2BP1
Product: insulin like growth factor 2 mRNA binding protein 1
Exons: 15
Coding region: 234-1961 (575 amino acids)
Biological process (GO): nervous system development; regulation of gene expression
Cellular component (GO): nucleus; cytoplasm; cytosol
Molecular function (GO): mRNA 3'-UTR binding
Source: RefSeq, a predicted model, not a curated record